GUGUGAUUGGCCGCCACUUUUAACAUCUGAAACAACCAAGACAAUGGACUGUUGCUGCGACCCGGGCCAUCAACGCCCCGUGAACCCCCGCUUGGCCCAGUGAUGCCUGUUGAUCUCAGCUCUUCACUAGAGCGACAAAAUCAUAAUCACACAAGGCUCCAAAAUUACAGAACAUGUUCAGUUUCAACACGCAUCAACCCGGCUCGCAACUUACGUGCCAUCCUUCCCGCAGCUGCUCCUUUUAACUCAGACCACUGACCAGCACUCUGAUCUGUCGAAAAUGCGCUAGGUGGGCAGGCAGCUACUCGGGCCUUUUGAGACGGGCAAUCAUGGAGAAAAAGAGGCUCUUCGACCGGUUACGCGAUUUCUUCCGUCGAAAGAAUGGGAAGACCAAAAAGGAAGGGCCCAAUGCUCCACGGAACGAGUCUGUCAUCGUCCACCACCCCAAGGCGCCCCAGCCGCGGAAUGAUCACCUCAGGCAGGUCAUCGAGUCAAGCACGCUGCAGGAUAUGAGAGCCACUGCAGAUGCUCAGGCCCUGUCUGCAUUCUUCCAGCGGCUCCCCGUCGAGAUCCGGCUCAAAAUCUACCACCAUGUCUUGUGCAACUACCUCAAGCCGCGCCGAGUCGGGCCCUCCACCGCGGGCUCCAACCUCCGUCUGCAUAUCUAUACGCCCGCCCCGGCCAGCAAGAGGCUGACCCACACGCGGUGCAAGAUACACCCGGGCGAGCCCGGGCAGAAGGAUGUGUUGGUGACACAGGACAUCCACAGCGAGGACUGGCCGAACGCGCCGCCCUGGUACCGCGACGCCUGGGUGCUCCGCCUCAACUGGGGCAAGCACUGGAAGUGCCAGCACGCCAUUCAGAAGCAGUGGAAUCUGACGGCGCAAAACGGGGAUGCCGGCUCCAGUUCAGCAACGGGAGCUCCCACAGCGCCGUUUCUACCGCUGUUUUUGGCGUGCAAGAGGAUGUACCUCGAAUCGGCACAAUCCCUCUUCGAAACCGUCACGCUCGUCUUCACCUCGUCCACCGACGCACACCAGUUCUUCAUGGUGCGGCCGCACCCUUUCCUCGCUCACCUGCGUAACCUCGAGCUGAGCAUCGCCUACACCAACGACCACCUCUUCCUCUCCAGGGUCCUGCACGACAACCCGCCUCGGCCGUCUACCAGCGGCAGCCACGUCAACAACGACAACACUGGCACCAUCACCACCACUACCGCCACCAUCACCACCACCAAUGAUGACGCCUCCCCCCGUGGGGCGAGCGUUGAUACCAACACCGCGGCCACCGUACACGAGCCCAUGGCCCGCGCAGACGUCGUCCGCGACCUGAGGCCUAGGCCGAAUAGCAUCUGCUUCAACCUGGUAUGCAGGCUGGACCGGUUUGGCGCCGAGCUCUGGCCUUAUCUAAUAAAAGGGAUCCGUGCCGCGGCACCAAAGUUGAGGGAGCUGGAUGUGGAGAUUGGGGGGCGGAUUGCGCGGGAUGGUAUUCUUGGGUCGUUUGGGUUUGUCGAGAAGGAGGAGGAUGGACCCGUUAAUGGUGUUGUUGCAGGUGGUGGCGGUGAUGAGUGGGAAGAGGGAGGCGCGACGUUGGGGAUGAGGGAAGAGAGAAGGCAUGCGGCCGCGUUUGACAACGGGAAAGCGGAGGGGGAGGAGGUUUCGCGGUGGACGCUGCCUGGGAGGUUGGUGGUUGUCUUCUCUGGGGCGAGCGUCAAGGAGGGCUAUGUGCAGGCGGGGAAGGAGAUGGUGAGGAUGCAGACGGAGCCGGAGUGAGAUCGGAGGGUCAAGUGUUUCAACUGGUCAGAGGUGGUUUUACAUGGUUCCUCAAGCGCUGCGGGACAGUGCCUGUGUAAGUGUAAGGCUGGAUCGGGGUACCGGGGUUAUGGCUUCGCCUGCUCCUAGGAUUCUUCAUUGCCGCUCGCCCCCUGCCUCAAGCAAACAGUGAUUCGGUGUGCGGGCGCCUCCAGGGUUGAUGGGCCGUUUCGAUGCGAACCUCCAGGUGGUUGAAAGGAGGAAGGGAACGUGGAGCACGAAUAAAUCCCAGGCACCUUGGGUAGAGGAGUGCUCGGAUGACAGAGACACACGCACAUCAAUGUCAGUUAUGUAAUGUUCGUAUACUCAGGCUGCCGAUGCAAGAUUCACCGCAUUCAUC
Messenger RNA from Parathielavia appendiculata, 2151 nucleotides. RefSeq lists its product as uncharacterized. NCBI's taxonomy places the organism in Eukaryota, Fungi, Ascomycota, Sordariomycetes, Sordariales, Chaetomiaceae. The coding region runs from base 330 to 1772 and encodes 480 amino acids. The transcript has 2 exons. The record is from RefSeq and is a predicted model, not a curated record.